AGAUUAAAGUAGACUAGGAAGUAAAUAAAACACACACUACAACCUUGAAAAUUUGUCAACGUAUUACGACGAUAUCCGAUGUGAUAACAAACUAAUUAUGAUAAAAAACGCGCAAAAACUGGACAUCCUAGCGAAGGGUAGGAAAGUGUAUGUUGUUACGAAAGAAAAUAGUUUGUAAUUUAGAUAUACAAUGAGAUUCUGACAAUGGGAGAUAUAAAUGUUAUUGUAAACCAAACCGCGAACCAGACAUUUGCUCUACAUAUGUACCACGCUAUCAUCUCGGGAACCAGCAGUGGCUUAUCGAUUCUUGGUGCGAUUAUAAUAUUUGUGACAUAUUUUACUAUUAAAGAAAUACAAAACUUUACAAGACAACUUUUACUAUAUUUAACCAUGGCAGAUAUUCUUACCGCCGUCGGGCAUCUAAUUGCCGUCGGCAGAUAUGUUUCGGAAAACUUUUGCGAAAACUCAACAAGUAAGGCUGUGUAUUGUGGUGUGAACGAUAAUGCCACGUAUGACAUACUUUCAGUGUGUGUUAUACAAAGUUUCCUGACCACUUAUUCCAACUUGGUGUCUUUCUUUUGGAUUGCGAUGAUAGCUGUCCAUUUAUGGUCUUCGGUUGUACUUAAAACCUGGAGGACUGAAAUGCUACAGACACAAGUAGUGUACCACGUGAUCUGCUGGAUUGUACCAUUUUCUAUUGUCUAUGCUUUACUGAUAGAGAGCAAGCUUGGAGAGGACUACUGUUACGGUACAGGGAUAUGGUGUGGUAUCAGAGCCGUCUCACAAGGCGAGAAGCAGUGGUUACAGUAUGUAACAGAUGUUGCCUGGCAGAUAACCUGUUAUCUCAUCGUAUCUGUAUUGUACAUUCACUUGAAAUUUUACCUGAAACUUUACUACCACGGACAAAGACUUGCUAUGGUGGCCGGUCGAUUGCGAAAUGAAGAUGAAAAUUUCCUCUUCAUCUGGAUAGUCAUCUAUCUACUCAAACUAUGGGGACUUACCAGGUUCUUUAUCAUGACAUACUUACCGCCAGACAAGCUGUACAACAGUCAAACCAUGAAAACCUUUCUAGAGUUUCUGCUGAUCAUGCAGAGUUAUGGAGCCGGUGGACAGGGGUUUUGGAACUGUGUUUUCUUUUGUUUUUUGGACAAAACUGUUUGGAAAAAUAUGAUGUUGUACAUAACGCGUGACAAUAGUGAAGAAAGAGAGAAUAUUUUAUCAAACAAUUCUACACGAGAAAACCGGGAUAUUUCUGAGAGAAUAUAAAGUAGCCGAUUGAGUAUCAAUUUGCAAUAUCAAGAUUGCUUUCUUCAAAGAAGGAAAGUAAAUAGCAUGAAGAACGCUAAAACGAUGAAAUUCGGCCUUAUUCUAAACCGAUAUUAUGUCAAAAAAAUAUAUGCAGUAAAUGUGUUUGUUUAUUUUGUUGAGGUUAACGCCGCUUUUUGAAACAGUUAUACAUGUAUAUGUUGACCGUUACCAGGUUACCUAAACAUUACAAUUUUUAGAAUCCUUGACAAACUUGUUCUCGACAAAUAACUGACAACUUUUAAUACGAAUAAGAAGUGAGGACGAAAUAACCUUUGACAUUUGAUGUGCGAAGCAGAAGUCUAUAAGAAAAUGUUUCGGGAAAUUUAAGUUGACACGUAACAUGUAUACAACGACUAAUAUACUUUUUCAUGAAGCUGAACUUAUUUGUUCUCCGAAAGAAAUCCUGGGUUUAUAAAUAUUGACAGUUGAGCUGUCACUGCAGCGGACCACACAUACUUUCAACUUUCUCUUAAAUGCAGAAUAUGUUCUGUUCCCAUGUGUUUUAAAAAAUACAGAAGCACAAAUGGUAUAUUCUAAUAAGAAUUUACGGAACAAGUCUCUGUAUUCAAGGAAAAAGAUGUAUAAAUGUUUGAAAAUACGGAACCAUUUUAUAAUCAUCGAAAUAGCGACUCGCAAAGUAUUGGCUAAACUUUAUACUUGUAACAUCAAAUGAGUUUUCAAGACUUAAGUUUCUACGAAGCUAAAUGCAUGGCUCUAUUGAACCUCAUUUGCAUAUCAUCAAAGGACAUUAGCUUAAUGGGAUAAUUUGGAGAAAGAAGUAAUCGCCCUCUAGGAAUUGCAUCCUCGUUAAGAUCGUCUUUGCAUUAUCCGUUUGAUCACAUAUUGCACGAAGUUUUCCCGACAACGACCAGAGCUAAUUACGGAAUUUAGAUCAAGAAAUAUAAAUUACUCCUUUUUUGAAAAGGAGUAGGUUGACGCUUUUCUGUUUUUCCCUGAUUCGAUUUAUAUUUGGAAAUAGAGUCCUGAUUUAAGCGGACCUAUUUUAUGUUACCCGCACCGAACAAUUUUACACAGUUCGUUUAAACUACAUUGUGUAAUUUGUUUUGCUCGAUUGUGAUGAAAGUUUGAAGAAUAUUUGAAUCAUU
Molecule: messenger RNA, 2414 nt
Organism: Mercenaria mercenaria
Lineage: Eukaryota; Metazoa; Mollusca; Bivalvia; Venerida; Veneridae
Product: G-protein coupled receptor 157-like
Exons: 3
Coding region: 205-1266 (353 amino acids)
Biological process (GO): adenylate cyclase-activating G protein-coupled receptor signaling pathway; cell surface receptor signaling pathway
Cellular component (GO): plasma membrane
Molecular function (GO): G protein-coupled receptor activity
Source: RefSeq, a predicted model, not a curated record